UGAAGGUUAUGCCGAGGGAUUUAACGAAGGAAGAUACAAAGGAUCUCAAGAGCAAACCUUACAGUUCUGGUUUCGACUUUGACCUGUUGGUAGAUAUAGGAAUGAAGUCGAGGAAACUAUAUAAAGAAGAAGCAAAAAAAUUAAUGAUAUCUCAAAGCGAAAGUGAAAGCGAAGAAGAAGAGGAUCAAGACGAAGAGCCCUCAAAUGAGGAUCAUACUCCUAUUUUCUCAUCCCCUCUUGACAUAUCCGAGAAACAGAACAAAAAGUCUCUAAUCAACAAUGCAUACGUGGAGGAGGGAAGAGAAAAGUUUCCGAUAUCGCCAAGAGGAGAAGAGGACUUCUGUUGCCCAACACCUGAGGCUGCCGCCAAGAGACAGAGGAUGUUGAUGAGAGAGAAUUGCAUCUACAUACCCGGCUUGUCAACGUCCCUCGACAUAUCGAAGGAUGAGAGACUGAUGACGGAGAAGAGUCUCAAGAAACCGGCAGAAAUAGGUGAUAAUCCCACAAGGGGUUUUGUUGAUGAGCGAAAGUGGUUUGAAAGUAGUAAUAAGGGAAUUAUUAUUGAAGAAGAAGAUGCUUUUAGGGUUAUGAAAAAGACGAAGACUAGCAACAAUAAGGGAUUUAAGAAAUGGGUCAUUAAUGGUGAUAUUUUAGAUGAUUACAAGCCGGACUUGCCUGAGUAUAUCAUGGACAAGAUUCGGAUUGAAAACGGGUCGGACGUGAAGCUUGUGAUCCAGAAGCAGUUGACGGUGACGGACUUGGAGUCCGGUCAGAACCGGAUAUCGUUGCCGUUUAACGCAUUGAAUAGAACGGAUUUCCUGACCAUAAGGGAACAAGAGUACCUCAUGGGGAGGAGACCGGAUGCUGAGGAAAAAAAAUCUGAAAAUGCUGAGCAAAAAAGGAAAAAAAAAGGGAGGAGACCGGACAGGAACAAAAACAUAAACGGGAUUCAUGUGGUGUUCAUCGAGCCGAACGGGGACCGGAAUCUGGACCUGGUGUUCAAGCGUUGGGACAUGCCGAAGAACGGCGGGCGGAAUGUGAGCUCGAUGUAUUUGUUCAACGGGAAGUGGAAAGAUGUUUACAAGAAGCACGAUUUGGAUCCAUGUAUGAUUGUGCAGGUGUGGUCGUUUCGUUAUAACGGCGGGGAGUUGGGGUUUGCUAUGGUAAUUGUCGGAAGGGUUGCGAACGGGAACGCCAACAGGAACAGGAACAGGAACAGGAACAACAGGAAUGGCAAUGGGCAUGGUUCCAGUGAGAGUGGGAGUGGCAGUGGCAAUGGCAAUGGCAGUGGAAUGGGUGGGAGUUUAGAGUGGUGAUCAGGCUGGGGAAAGUGGUUUUGGAUCUCGACACUAAUUAAGAGAAGGGCUGCUAAAGUUUUGUAAAUCAAAUUAGGGGUGUUCUGUUUUCUAUGGUUAGGAGUUUGGCUAACAGUUUUAAGGUUUUUUA
Rhododendron vialii is the source of this 1446-nucleotide messenger RNA. RefSeq lists its product as uncharacterized. Gene Ontology annotation, molecular function: DNA binding. The record is from RefSeq and is a predicted model, not a curated record. The transcript has a single exon. NCBI's taxonomy places the organism in Eukaryota, Viridiplantae, Streptophyta, Magnoliopsida, Ericales, Ericaceae. Bases 9 to 1316 code for a protein of 435 amino acids.